AUGACCAUGACUGCCAUCAAAGGUGGUGCCUCACUUCCAGAGGCGCGACAUGGGCGGAGAACUCCAGAGCAGCACAUAGCCUAUAACCUACUGAUAGAGCUUUUAACAUAUCAAUUCGCCUUUCCUGUACGAUGGAUCGAUACACAAAAGGAGCUUCUAGCUUCGAAUCGCGAAGUACAGCGCGUGAUUGAGAUAGGUCCUGCCAAUGUUCUGGCAAACAUGGCCAAGAAGUCGGCACAGAGGCUUGUCGGAGAACAAGACGUUGUGCAAUCCGUCGACAGGGAGUUUCUCAACAUCAACAAUGUAGACGACGCACGGAAAAUAUACUACGAGUAUGAUGAAAGCUCGUCACCAUCAGGGAAAGAUGUAUCCCUGUCUGAUACUAGAUCCCCAACGUCCGCCCCAGGCCCAGCAGUAAAAGUGGCUGCCGCACCUAUCCAAGUGACCGAGGCCGCUCCCGUCGCUAUCGUGCCAGUAGCAGUCGCACCGGAAACUAUAGUUGAUAAGGAUCUGUCACCAACCGAUAUCAUUCUCACAUUGGUGGCCCAGAAAAUUCGAAAGGCAUUUGACGAAGUGCCUCUAGGUGAAACAAUUCAAGCAUUGUCUGCAGGCAAAUCAACACUUCAAAACGAACUCAUUGGCGAUCUUGCUGCAGAGUUUGGAGAUCUGCCAGAUGGCAGUGAGAGCACUGCUAUAGACGCCCUGGGCGAAAAGCUCGCCUCUGGUUUCUCCGGGAAACUAGGCAAAUCAUCAAAACGGCUUGUAGAAAGGUUCAUAUCAUCCAAGAUGCCCGGCGGUUUCGGUCAGACAGAAUUGGUCACAUAUCUGGCGUCGCGCUGGGGUCUCGGGCCAAACAGUGAAAUAGCAGUCCAAUGCUUCUGUGUGACCAUGGAACCACCUUCUCGAUUGUCCGACGUAAGCCAGGUGCACGCAUUUCUUGACUCGGCAGUCGGUCGUUACGCCAAGCAAGCUGGCAUCUCGCUGCCCACGCCAUCAUCGGGUGGCGCCGCACAAGCAUUGCAGAAUGCCGUGGUGAAAGUUGACAGUGCCGAUCUUGAGGCGCUCAAGACUAGCCAAAACGACAUUCUGAGGAAACAACUCCAGGUUCUUGCCAAGCAUCUCGGCAUUGAACUCAACCCAGACGCGACAAAGAGCAGCGACGUCACAAAUGACCUUCGCAACAAGCUAGAUAGCUUCUACGCCGAGUUGGAUGAAGAGUUCCUUACUGGAGUCCAGGGCAUCUUUGAUGUCCAAAAGGAACGGCGAUACUCUUCGUGGUGGAACUGGGUCCGCGAAGAUGCAGUACAAAUGCUUCAGAAAGACGGCACAACAAUACCUCAGGAGCAGUUGCAAGCUCUGACAAACCGGUGGACUUCCGAGUUGGAAGACAUGCUACGAUAUUGUGCAAAGACCGGGUUGGCCAAAGAGGCUGCUGAAGAGCUCCUCAAGUUCAAGCCACACGCGCAGGCCGCUCCGCCAGUCUUCCGGUACUUUGAGACGGCCAAGGCGCCACACACAUCUGUCGACGGGGACGGCUCAAUCAAGUACAGCGAAACCGACCGAACGCACGAUUUAAAGGCAGGAACAACCUACUUUGACAUCGUUAGCUCUACGCGCCGUGGCGGGCCAUGCAGUAGCUAUGUCCAUUGCCUGAGCCGUGGAAACACGUCUUGGCAGUAUGAUGCCGAGCUUACAAAGAAGUAUCUCGAGGCUCUUUUUGUAGGCAACACGUCCGGCAUCACCUACGCCGGCAAGACGGCCCUUGUGACUGGUGCUGGCCUCGGGAGCAUCGGCAUCGAGGUGGUCCGCGGCCUGCUAUCGGGUGGAGCCAGAGUCAUUGUGACGACAAGUCGUACGGCUGCUUCUGCUGGUUCCGUCAUGUCUCAAUUAUACAAGGACGUGGGAGCCCUGGGUUCAGAGCUGGUCCUCCUGCCCUUCAAUGCCGCAAGCAAGAAUGAUGCUCAGGACCUCGUCGCGCAUAUAUACGACAGCGGCAAGGGUCUCGGGGCCGACUUGGACUUUGUGAUUCCUUUCGCUGCGAUUCCCGAGCCUGGUUCCGAGAUCGAUGGGAUCGGUCCACGUUCAGAGGUGGCUCAUCGAGCCAUGUUGACCAACGUAUUGCGUCUGAUGGGAUACAUCAAGCAACAGAAGGAGAAGCGCAAGUAUACUGGUCGCCCCACUACUCUGGUCCUACCGCUUUCACCCAAUCAUGGAGAUUUUGGCGGCGAUGGACUCUAUUCAGAGUCCAAGAUUGGGCUUGAGACUUUGUUCAACCGAUAUCACUCUGAGCGGUGGUCCGAUUACUUGUCCGUAGUCGGGGCCGUUAUUGGCUGGACUCGCGGAACCGGCCUCAUGAGCGCCAAUAACAUUGUGGCAGAGGGCAUCGAGAAGCUUGGCGUCAUGACAUUUUCCGCUGGGGAGAUGGCUUUCAACAUUCUGGCUCUGCUCCACCCCUCCAUUGUGAAGCAGUCGGAUCUAGGGCCUGUGUAUGCAGACCUCAGCGGUGGACUGAUGGGCUUUCCAAACCUCAAGGAGGAAAUCAUGGCCAUACGUGGAGACAUUACGGGGCGGAGGCGAGAGCGACAAGCCAUUGCGGCAGAGAGGCAGAUGGAGGAGUCAGUCCUUCAAGGCCCUACAGUUUCUUCAGCCAAAACCCAACAAAAGUCUGGUCAACCGAACAAACGUUCCAACAUCACUCAAGGAUUUCCGAAACUAUCAACUCAUCAGACCAUGACUUCAGGUCUACACAGUCUAGUCGGCAUGGUAGACUUGAGUCGCACAACAGUCGUCGUCGGCUUUUCGGAGCUGGGGCCCUGGGGCUCUUCGCGCACAAGAUGGCAAAUGGAAAGCCAAGGCACCCUGACACAAGACGGUCUGACAGAGAUGGCAUGGAUGAUGGGUCUAGUCAGACACCAUGAUGGCCUCAUUGAUGGGAAGCCAUACGUCGGUUGGCUUGAUGCCGAGUCUGGCAAGCCAGUACAGGAGGCAGAGUUUGGACCGCGCUAUGGGGAACAUAUAAUGAGCCAUUCUGGUAUCCGGGCUUUGGAGCCUGAGGGAAUCAACGGAUUCGAUCCGUCAAAGAAGGAACUACUCCACGAAGUAGUACUCGACCAUGAUCUCCCGUCAUUUGAUACUUCAGAGACGAUUGCGCAAUCCUUCAAGCUUCGUCACGGAGAAAAGGUGGCCAUUUUCCCAGCGGCAUCCAAUUCGGAAAAUUGGACGGUAAUUGUCAAGUCUGGUGCGACAUUCCUCGUUCCAAAGGCGACCAGCGGCCAUAAUUCCGUUGCCGCACAGCUUCCGAAAGGCUGGAACGCAGCUACAUACGGAAUCCCAGAGGAUAUUAUUGCUCAGACUGACCCAAUGACUCUAUACACCCUCUGCUGUGUAUGUGAGGCCAUGUUCAGCGCAGGCAUAGAAGACCCCUUUGAGCUAUACAAGUACAUUCAUGUGUCGGAGCUAUUGAAUUGCAUUGGCACUGGCGCCGGUUCCCUUCAGUCAAUGGGCGACAUGUACCGCCGCCGAUACCGCGAUGAGCCGGUGCAGGGAGAUAUUCUGCAGGAGACUUUCCUAAACUCCAUGGCGGCCUGGACAAACAUGCUUCUUUUCGGAGCUACAGGACCCAUCAAGACGCCAACCGGUACCUGCGCCACCUCUGUCGAAUCCCUAGACAAUGCUUGUGAGGGUAUCCGAUCCCGACGCGUCAAAGUCGCCCUGGUGGGCGGCACUGACGAUCUGAGGGAAGAGGUGUCGCACGAGUUUAGCAACAUGAAGGCGACAAUGAUGGGCGACGCAGAGUUGGCCAAAGGUUUCCUGCCCUCUCAGACAUCGCGACCAACGGCGUCUUCGCGUGCUGGAUUCGUCGAGAGUGGCGGCUGUGGUGUUCAAAUCGUGAUGAGUGCCGAGCUGGCUUUGGAAAUGGGACUUCCCAUCUACGCCGUCGUCGCCUACACUCAAAUGGCCGGCGAUAGCAUCGGCCGCUCCGUACCAGCGCCAGGCAAGGGCGUCCUGACUGCGGCACGUGAGCUCCCCUUGGCUAUACAAUCCCCGCUCCUAGACACCAAAUACCGCAGGUCGCGGUUGGAGCAUGAGAUUGCCACGAUUGAGCACUGGCGACUGUCGCAACUGGCGGGCACUUCGCUCACGGGCGGAGACCAGGACAGCCAUGGCCACACGCAGAUGAUUGAAUCGGCAUCGCGCUGCUGCAAGUUGGAUGCCCAGUGGAUGUGGAAUGGAGACAUUCGCCAGCUGGAUCCGUCCAUUUCCCCCAUGCGUGCUGCGUUGGCGGUCUGGGGCCUCACCAUUGACGACAUCGGCGUCGCGUCGUUUCAUGGUACCUCGACCAAGGCCAACGACAAGAACGAGAGCGCCGUCAUCAAUCAGCAAAUGACCCAUCUCGGUCGCACCUUGGGAAAUCCGCUCUUGGUCAUUUGCCAAAAGUACCUGACUGGCCAUCCCAAAGGUGCUGCAGGUGCCUGGAUGCUCAACGGCUGCAUGCAAGUGUUGGAAUCAGGACUGGUGCCUGGGAACAGGAAUGCUGAUGAUGUUGAUUCUGCGCUACGCUCGUUCCCGCAUCUCCUGUAUCCAUCCCAAGCACUGGAGCGGCCAGGCAUCAAGGCCUUUAUGCUCACGUCCUUUGGGUUCGGACAGAAAGGAGGUAUCGUGAUUGGGGUCACGCCGCGCGCCCUCUAUGCAGCGCUGCCAGCAGGCACAUAUGGUACCUACCACGAGCGGGUAGAAAAGAGAAGACGCCGUGCUGAUAGGGCAUUCCAAUUAGCCAUGAUGACCAAUACUGUCUUCAAGGCAAAGGAUCAGUCAGCUUGGACCGAGGCGGGCGAGUCGGCAGAGGAUUUCUUCCUCGACCCUGCUGCACGACUUCGUUGA
This is a messenger RNA of Pestalotiopsis fici W106-1, 4881 nucleotides long. RefSeq lists its product as uncharacterized. Bases 1 to 4881 code for a protein of 1626 amino acids. Gene Ontology annotation, cellular component: fatty acid synthase complex. Gene Ontology annotation, molecular function: 3-oxoacyl-[acyl-carrier-protein] synthase activity; 3-oxoacyl-[acyl-carrier-protein] reductase (NADPH) activity; holo-[acyl-carrier-protein] synthase activity. The record is from RefSeq and is a predicted model, not a curated record. The transcript has 4 exons. Gene Ontology annotation, biological process: long-chain fatty acid biosynthetic process. Lineage: Eukaryota; Fungi; Ascomycota; Sordariomycetes; Amphisphaeriales; Sporocadaceae.